Molecule: messenger RNA, 614 nt
Organism: Meleagris gallopavo (turkey)
Lineage: Eukaryota; Metazoa; Chordata; Aves; Galliformes; Phasianidae
Gene: FOXI2
Product: forkhead box I2
Biological process (GO): regulation of transcription by RNA polymerase II; cell differentiation; anatomical structure morphogenesis
Molecular function (GO): RNA polymerase II cis-regulatory region sequence-specific DNA binding; DNA-binding transcription factor activity, RNA polymerase II-specific
Source: RefSeq, a predicted model, not a curated record
GCACGGCCGCCCUACUCGUAUUCGGCGCUCAUCGCCAUGGCCAUCCACAGCGCGCCGGGCCGACGGAGGACCCUCAGCCAGAUCUACCAAUACGUGGCCGAGAAUUUCCCUUUCUACAAGAAGAGCAAGGCGGGCUGGCAGAACUCCAUCCGACACAACCUGUCCCUCAACGACUGCUUCAGGAAGGUCCCGCGGGACGAGGACGACCCGGGUAAAGGCAACUACUGGACGCUGGACCCCAACUGCGAGAAAAUGUUCGAUAACGGCAACUUCAGGAGGAAGAGGAAGAGGCGUCCGGAGGCCGGAGACAGCGGUGGGGCUGCGGGAGGCCCCUGUGUGAGCGCAGCCCCCGGGCACGGCGAGAUGCACUGAGGUGGAGGAGGAAAGAGUGUUUUUGUAAUGUGUAACUGUACAUUUUUGUAGGUCUAUAAAUAGAGAGAUGAGAGAAAGAGUGGGAUGUGUGUGUGCUUAGGGUGAAGUGAAGGCGGGAGGGCUGUGCGAAGCACUCCCUGUUGGGACUCGAAAGCAUCCAAUGCAUGAGGCAUGGUGGAACAUUCAUAGAAUGGUUUGAGUUGGAAGGGACCUCUAAAGGCUGUCUGGUGCCACCCCCUGCA